Messenger RNA from Pungitius pungitius (ninespine stickleback), 3257 nucleotides. RefSeq names its product gamma-aminobutyric acid receptor subunit rho-1. The record is from RefSeq and is a predicted model, not a curated record. NCBI's taxonomy places the organism in Eukaryota, Metazoa, Chordata, Actinopteri, Perciformes, Gasterosteidae. Gene Ontology annotation, biological process: chloride transmembrane transport; signal transduction; nervous system process. The coding region runs from base 673 to 2100 and encodes 475 amino acids. Gene Ontology annotation, cellular component: plasma membrane; neuron projection; synapse. Gene Ontology annotation, molecular function: GABA-A receptor activity; chloride channel activity; neurotransmitter receptor activity. The transcript is spliced from 10 exons.
AUCGUUUGACGACGCAGACAAACAAAGCAUUGUCGAAAACAAUUAACCAAAUAUUCAACAUCAGUGGCUUAACAGUACAUAUUAUAUUUCGUGUAAUUAUUCCAAAAAUAUUCUCAAAUCUGAGUCCACUGAGGGAGAAAAAAAAAAGGCACCACAGUCAAACACCUCCACAUUCAGAAAACCCUACAUUCACAUUCACAUCAUGAGGAGCAUUCCACGUCAGGCACAGAGCCCCCACUCAGCCUCUGUGAGUCUGCGUCUCUAAAACCGUUGACCUUACGAACGAGUGCGCCGCAUCAUUGUGAGCGUUGGUGUUUCUGGGCGGUGCAAAGUGGAGAAGAGCACAUCAGAGUGCAGGAUAUCUGAGCAGAGCGCAGCACAGAGAGGCAGGCACAUCCGCCGCUGGAGAGGAUCAAAUCUGUACCAUCUGACGCUCAAGGAUUUAUGGGUUUAGUCAAAAUUGCUUUUCCCACUGUGGAGAUUAAGCACCGUAGGAUGUUUUCCACUCAGGCCGCAGAAUAGCUGUGUGUAGCUGUUGCUGCUGUUUUUCCUCCCUCUUAUCAGCUCCGGCGCUGGAGAAGGGAAUGCCUCAGCACGGCAGAGUGCUCCGAACCCUCGAGGGGAUUAAAUUCUGACUGGCAGGAGAGGUCCGUCCUCUGGGGAAUGUGAACCAUGCAGGUGGAUGCUGUCCUCGUUCUCUUCUGCGUUUGGCUCACAGGUGCAGUUGGGAGGAUGGCCCAGUCCAGGGGUCACAAGCUGGAGACCGCAAAGCAGAGCAGGUCGCGAAGAGAGACGAGCAUGGAUGGAGGAAAAAAAACUGGAAGCCCAAUUUACAAGCGAAGUGCAGACAUGACAAAAUCUCUGAUGACCAAAUCUGAGCAACUCCUGAGAAUUGACGACCAUGAUUUCACCAUGAGGCCAGCUUUCGGAGGUCCUCCAAUUCCAGUUGGAGUGGAUGUUCAGGUUGAAAGUCUGGACACCAUCUCCGAGGUGGAUAUGGACUUUACCAUGACCCUGUACCUGCGUCACUACUGGAAGGACGAGCGGCUGUCGUUCCCCAGCACCAACAACCAGAGCAUGACGUUUGACAGUCGCCUGGUGAAGAAGAUCUGGGUUCCUGACAUGUUCUUCGUCCACUCCAAGCGCUCUUUUAUCCACGACACCACCACCGAUAAUGUCAUGCUGAGGGUUUUCCCUGAUGGCAACGUCCUCUACAGCCUCAGAGUCACUGUCACCGCCAUGUGCAACAUGGACCUGAGUCGUUUCCCUCUGGACACUCAAACCUACUCGCUGGAGAUCGAGAGCUAUGCAUACACAGACGACGACCUGAUGUUGUACUGGAAGAAAGGCAACGAAUCCCUGAACACGGACGACAGAAUAUCUCUGUCCCAGUUCCUCAUUCAGAAAUUUCACACCACCACCAAACUGGCUUUCUACAGCAGCACAGGCUGGUACAAUCGAUUGUACAUCCACUUCACCCUGCGGCGCCACAUCUUCUUCUUCCUGCUGCAGACCUACUUCCCCGCUACUCUGAUGGUCAUGCUGUCCUGGGUGUCCUUCUGGAUCGACCGCAGGGCCGUCCCGGCCAGGGUGCCACUUGGCAUCACCACAGUGCUGACCAUGUCCACCAUCAUCACCGGAGUCAACGCCUCCAUGCCGCGCGUCUCCUACAUCAAGGCAGUGGACAUUUACCUCUGGGUCAGUUUUGUCUUCGUCUUCCUGUCGGUGAUAGAGUACGCGGCAGUCAACUACCUCUCCACCGUACAGGAGAGGAAAGAGCGGAAGCUGAGGGAGCGACUGCCGUGUACAUGCGGGAUUGGCAACCCGGACGAGAUGAUGAUCGACCCCCAGAUCACUGGCUACGGGUCCAUGGAUGUCAACACAACUGGGAAUUAUGGGAUGCCGGAGAACGGCGGUUGCCGGGAUCGAAUGUUGGCCCAGGUUUCCCUGAACGACCCGCAGAUCACACGCCAGGUCAGGCCAUCCAGAGGCUACGUGAACAUCUGGAUAGACACCCACGCCAUAGACAAGUACUCGAGGGUUCUGUUUCCUGGUGCGUACAUCCUCUUCAACGUCAUCUAUUGGUCCAUCUACUCGUAACGGGGAUGAGGCAGCACACUCAAGGAGCUUGGCUCUUCUGCAAGAGAGCAGGGACUAAACUUUGCAUUUGAUGCUUUUAAGACCGCCCUUGAGGCACUUGAGACGUUCGACCGGUUGGUGACCAUUGCCUUCUCGACCCAGCCACUUAAAACUGAAGAGUUUAUAAAUGAGCUACUGACAAACAGGACAAUCAAUGUCAUCGCUGGUUUUGUCACUGGAUCAAAUCCUUCUGUUGAUGGAAAGACGUUUGGACAGACUGCAGAGAGAAAGUCUGUAACCUGUGAAACUGUCCGAGCCCUUCAGUUCCUGAUGCAGUGACUCCACAUUUCAAAACCAGAAAUGUGAAUUAAAAACUGACAUUGCAAGGGCAUUGACAGAUUUUUCUUCUUCUUCGCAUAGGAACCAUACUUGACAAUCAAUUUCAAACUAAAAGUCCUACAAGAAAUAGUUUGGUUUAUUUGCUUUCGGGAGUAAAGUUAGAGAUGAGCAAUAUCAAUCCUCUUAUCUGACUCUUGGAUGAGAAAACGGAUGAACACCAUUACAUGAAAUGUGGGGAAAUUUCUCUUAAAAAACCUGAUGCUCUGAUAAUACCUAAAGACGGAUUUUUCUUUUGCAGCACGUAAGUACAAUGUGUUAUAUUUUCCUGUGAUAUUUGUAUCAAUGAAAAUGUGUUGCUGUCAAGCUGCUUACUGUGUUGCAUUCGUGAUUUGAUAAAGUUCAGGAAAAGGCAAAAUAAUAGUGUCUUUGGAAAAAACCCAAAUGUAAAAGUUUAUGUUAAGUCAGUCACAAACACCAAUUAUGGUAUUGACAUUUUUUUUAAAUGUCUUCUUUUCUGGUUUAACUGAAGCUCAUCUUCUCUGUUUGGUGUUGUGGGGCUUGAAGGUUCACUGUGACCUUAGUUGCUAGUUUUGUCUUUUUCAGCUGAAAACAGCUGUAUACUUUAUUAGGCUAAAUAUAUAGUAAAAUAUAUUUUGCUGGACAACUUAAAGAGCAAACACAUUAAAUGAAACUAAAGUGUUUAAUAAAUGUUUUGUUUUCUGAAUAUGAGAAAAUCCUUUGAGCCGAGCUUAGUUGCUAAACAACAGCAUCACAAAACUGUACAUUUUAAAUCUACAUGUAAUACAUUCGGUGUGUACAAAUAAACAUGGAUUGAGAUG